AUGGCCUUUCAGCCGCACGACAUGAUUGCUCUACACCCUGUUUUUGAUCCGCCAGAACUUCCAAAGACAGAGCUUUCCAGCGCAAAUUGGACACCGAGCAUAAAAACUGACACAAAACAGGAUGUCGAUAGCCAACCUGGCCACAAUCAAGAACCUGUAUCUUACCUGAAGGGUCAGCGGGCGACAAUCCGGGUGGCUUUCAACGUUCCCCUUGACGCAAGCAAGAACGUCACGAACCUGCGAUGCGUUGCGGGUGCCAUACCAGCCACCAAGUACGCACUUCGUUGUGAGGACGGCCGGGUGGACACCUCUUCGGCGGCCUUGGUACCAGUUGAUGUUUGA
Molecule: messenger RNA, 342 nt
Organism: Sporothrix schenckii 1099-18
Lineage: Eukaryota; Fungi; Ascomycota; Sordariomycetes; Ophiostomatales; Ophiostomataceae
Exons: 2
Coding region: 1-342 (113 amino acids)
Source: RefSeq, a predicted model, not a curated record